This is a messenger RNA of Juglans regia (Persian walnut), 2098 nucleotides long. RefSeq names its product laccase-7-like. Gene Ontology annotation, cellular component: apoplast. The transcript has 6 exons. NCBI's taxonomy places the organism in Eukaryota, Viridiplantae, Streptophyta, Magnoliopsida, Fagales, Juglandaceae. The record is from RefSeq and is a predicted model, not a curated record. Gene Ontology annotation, molecular function: copper ion binding; hydroquinone:oxygen oxidoreductase activity. Gene Ontology annotation, biological process: lignin catabolic process. Bases 171 to 1889 code for a protein of 572 amino acids.
AUCUCUCUGGGAUAUCGAAGAACUCAGUUAACACAUUCUCUCAUUCAUAGUAUAUUUGCACACGUUCUCAGAGCAACCAAAAACACUUCUGCCAUAUAUAUUAUAGGUUUUUGAUCUAUAUAUUCAUACAUCUCUAGCAAGUGCUAGCUAAACCUUUUUCUCUCUUCAUCAUGACGAACAUGGCACGUUUAGCGGUUUUGCUAGCAUGCACUUUAGUAGCUCUUCUAUCAUCCUCAAUGGCUUCCGCAGCUAUAGUAGAACAUUCAUUCAAUGUUCAAAACCUCACCGUCCGGCGGCUGUGCGAUGAGCAAGUUAUUACUGCAGUGAAUGGAAGCCUCCCUGGCCCGACAAUACGUGUUCGAGAGGGGGAUAUCCUUGUCGUCCACGUAUUCAAUAAAUCACCCUAUAACAUGACUAUUCAUUGGCAUGGUGUGUUCCAGUUACUGAGUGGCUGGGCAGACGGGCCGGAAUAUGUAACUCAGUGCCCAAUACGUCCUGGAAAUAGUUACACAUACAAAUUCAAGAUCACCGGACAGGAGGGGACCCUUUGGUGGCAUGCUCACUCAUCUUGGCUCCGUGCAACAGUUCAUGGAGCACUCAUCAUCCACCCCAGAUCCGGUCGAUCAUACCCUUUCCCUAAACCCCACAAGGAAUUUCCCAUCUUAUUAGGAGAGUGGUGGAAUGCAAAUGUCGUCGACGUUGAGAACGAGGCACUUGCUACAGGCGGUGGUCCGGCCAACUCCGACGCUUACACAAUCAAUGGAAAGCCCGGCGAUCUUUACGAAUGCUCCCAAAAUACAACAUAUAAACUUACGGUGGUGCAAGGAAAGACCUACAUGCUACGUAUCAUCAAUGCUGCACUCAAUAACCAGCUCUUCUUCAAGAUAGCAAAUCACAAUAUGACAGUUGUCGCCAUAGAUGCCUCUUACACGAAACAUUACGUCACUGACGUCGUUAUUGUUGCCCCCGGACAGACCACCGACGUUCUUGUCGUGGCGAACCAGCCCGUUGGGUCUUACUACAUGGCUGCAAGUCCGUACGCAAGCGCUGAAGGUGUGGAUUUCGACAACACGACCACCAGGGGAAUCAUCAUCUAUGAGGGUGCCCCAACGUCAGCUGCUCCGUUGAUGCCGACCCAACCGGCCUUCAACGACACGCCCACGGCCCACAAGUUCUUCACCAACCUUACAGGACUCGCCGGCGGGCCACACUGGGUCCCAGUGCCACGUCAAGUGGACGAGUAUAUGUUCGUGACCUUUGGGAUCAAUCUCACACCGUGUGAAGUCAACGGCACGUGUGAUGGUCCACUCGAGCAGCGACUCUCUGCGAGCAUGAACAACGUAUCGUUUGUGUUUCCCAGCAAUAGCACUGUGUCCAUGCUGCAAGCAUUCUUCUUCGAUGUGAGUGGGGUCUACACCAAAGACUUUCCGAGCAACCCUCCGGUGAAGUUUGACUACACAAAUUCCAACAUCAGCCUUGAUGAGUCGUUGAUAUACGCACCAAAGGCAACCAAGGUGAAGAAAUUGAAGUACAAUUCAACGGUGGAGAUGGUUUUGCAAAACACAGCGUUUGUUGGGGUGGAAAAUCAUCCUAUACACCUUCAUGGGUUCAAUUUCCAUAUUUUGGCUCAAGGAUUUGGGAAUUAUGACCCCAUUAACGACCCCAAAAUGUUCAACUUCGAUAAUCCACAAAUACGUAACACCAUCGCUGUUCCUGUUGGUGGAUGGGCGGUCAUUAGAUUCAAAGCAAAUAAUCCAGGUGUAUGGCUGGCACAUUGCCAUCUGGACGUGCACUUGCCGUGGGGACUGGCAAUGGGUUUCGAGGUUGAGAAUGGACCAACUCCAGCGACUACGCUGCCUCCACCCCCAGCCGAUCUACCACAAUGCUAGCAAGCUAGCUAGCUAGCGCUAGAUCGAUCGUGAUCAAGCUCUAAUUAGACUACUGCACUGUUGGAUUAUCAUUACUAUUAAUUGUUUUAUUCUAUGAUUCAUAUUAAUUAGACUAAUAUUAAGCGUUCAAAUUCAAUGUAUUUCUGUUCAGAAAAAGCAAGACUCACUUUAUAAUAAAAAAUGUGCACUGGCACACUUAGUUUUCUUUA